CACAGGAGAGUCAUGAAGCUGAAUCUCCCACGGUUUGUGGCUUUUCUCUAGCAGAAUACAUGCUUGACUGGCUGCCAGGAAACUCGCUGGCAAACUGAAAGAAGCAUGAUAUGGAUACAUGGGAAGAUGAUCAGGCUGAUCAGCGCACUUGCCUUAUCUGUGGAGACCGGGCCACAGGCCUGCACUAUGGCAUCAUAUCCUGCGAAGGCUGCAAGGGCUUCUUCAAGCGCAGCAUCUGCAACAAGCGCGUGUACCGCUGCAGCCGCGACAAGAACUGCGAGAUGUCCCGCAAGCAGCGCAACCGCUGCCAGUACUGCCGCCUGCUCAAGUGUCUGCAGAUGGGCAUGAACCGCAAAGCAAUCAGAGAGGAUGGGAUGCCAGGAGGGAGAAACAAGAGUAUUGGGCCCGUUCAGAUCUCAGAUGAGGAAAUCGAGAGGAUCAUGUCGGGACAGGAGUUCAAAGAGGAGGCCAGCCUGCCAGAGCACGCCUGGAGCAACAACGGCGACAGCGACCACAGCUCCCCCGGCAACGGCAUCUCCGAGGGCAACCAGCCCUCGCCGGUGUCCACCCUGUCGUCCAACCGGUCGCUGGAGAUGAACGGGUACACGGCUGCACUCAGGGAUCAGUACAUGGGCACGCCCGUGCCCUCGCACUACCAGUUCCUGCCGCACCUUUUCAGCUACGCUGCACAGUCAGGCCUGCUCCCCCCCCAGCCCCGCAGCCUGUACCCCCAGUCGCAGACCCUCAUCCUGCAGCUGGUGGCGGCCGAGGACCUGACGCCCCUGGGCACCCCCAUGCUGAUCGAGGACGGGUACAAGGUGACCCAGGUGGAGCUGUUCGCCCUACUCUGCCGCUUGGCAGACGAGCUGCUCUUCCGGCAGAUCUCCUGGAUCAAGAAGCUGCCGUUCUUCUGCGAGCUGUCCAUCGAGGACUACACCUGCCUGCUCAGCUCCACCUGGCAGGAGCUCAUCCUGCUGUCCUGCCUCACCAUCUACAGCACGCAGAUCUUCGGGGACCUGGCCGACGUCACCUCCAAGUACACGCCCUCCGACGACGAGCUGCAGGGGUUCAGUGAAGACGGGAUGGAGGUGAUGGAGAGGUUGAUAUACCUGUUUCGCAAGUUCCACCAGCUGAAGGUCAGCAACGAGGAGUACGCCUGCAUGAAAGCCAUCAACUUCCUAAACCAAGACAUCAGAGGGCUGACCAACGUGUCCCAGUUAGAGCAGCUCAACAAGCGCUACUGGUACGUGUGCCAGGACUACACGGAAUACAAGUACCCCCACCAGCCCAAACGCUUCCCCGAAAUCAUGAUGUGUCUGCCGGAGAUUCGCUGCAUUGCAGGGAAGCUGGUGAACGUUCCCUUGGAACAGCUCCCCCUACUGUUCAAAGCAGUCCUGCACUCCUGCAAGUCCAGCCUCAACAACUUCAGGGCUGGGAGUUCUCCCUGUGUGACCACAGGCUCCGCCCCUGGAAACUGAGCCACUCCCCCCUCCAGGAAACCCACCACCUUCCCAGAGAGCAGCGGGGGAGGGACUGCACCCCCCUUUUAUCGUGAAUGUGACAAGCAGCUAUUUUUUACUAUUGUUUCUUUAUAUAUUUAUUACACGACAGAGCUGAAUGUAUGAUGAUCUACACAGUGCACGUACUUCUGUACAAAACAAAAUGCACAAAAAAUGCAUCGGUCUUUGCAGUUUACAAGUGUGUAUCCGAUUGUGAAAUGUUACGGUGUUGCCAUUUUUAGGACUAGUUUUUAUAGAUAUAUUUUAUUUCUUUCUGAAUUAGGGGCAGAUAUAUAAGAAAUGAAUUGUGUUUUAUUGAAAGACUACCUCAGGAAUGUGUUAUGGAUGUUUCAGGUACCCUUUUUCACUUUCUGAAUAGAGAAGAUCCCCAGUCUAAUGAUAUCUCUAUCGAUAUUCUUUUGCUCAGAAUCGGCUUUGGGAUAUUAGGAGUCCGCCACUUUGUGGCUCUGAAUCAGUGUUGUUUAUUCUUUAUUACCAAAGAUAAGACGAAACUCCCGACAGUCGCCAGUGUAAAACCAAAUAUUCUUGAAUUGCCCAGCGUUUUUAUACACGUGUAUAUACAUGUAUAUAACUACAUAUAGUUAUAUAUGAUGCGGUUAUAUAAGUAAGUGUUAGGUAGUCUGUCUGGUGUUGUUUUACUGUGGGAAUCCCCAUACCUCUGAGGGACUUUAACUACUACAAGAUAUUGCCUGAAUAUCUGUGUGUCUGAGUGUAUAUGUGUGUGUGCUAACAUCCCCAAACGUACUUGGAGUAACCUGUGGCAGUUUUCCAAGUCUUGAUUGAACAGGACACGGUUCAGAUAAAGGAUCGCCACUUCAUAAGUCUUGAGGAUGUGCUACUUACACAGAUUCACAGGAAACCUUUUUUUUAAACACCAGAUCUGCUUCUUUGGAGCGACUGGAGCUCGUGCUGUAAUAGCAGCGAGAUGUUUUAAGUUUUUUUUUUUAGCCCCCAUGGAGGAACCAAUCGAACCACUCGUGUUGGGGGAGGAGGGGGAGAGGCGACGCGGCAAGGUCUUCUGCCAUCGCCCCGGGAGCCAAUCGGAUCCACUAGUUUAUUCAGUGUUUUUUUUAAUGAGUUGUUUAAUUAUAUUUCAAAUAUACUUAAACAUUUUUAUGUAGACGUGACUGAAGCGGUGGAUGUGUCGGACUGAGGAGGCGACGUCUGCUAACGCCCCACUCCUCCACUCUCGUACACAGCUCUACCUCAUUUUACACUGUAGGAGUUUGUAUGAGCUCACAGUUCACAUCAGAGACUGAUAAUAAUAAAGAGAAGGAAUACGGGUAUUUUCUACAAUCCUAGACUGGGGACGAAGGGAGGGAACAAAGGGGGGAUGGGAGGAUAUUUCUAAUAUUUUUUGUUCUUAUGUUUUUGUUUUUGUUUAUGGUUUUUUUU
Molecule: messenger RNA, 2915 nt
Organism: Megalops cyprinoides (Indo-Pacific tarpon)
Lineage: Eukaryota; Metazoa; Chordata; Actinopteri; Elopiformes; Megalopidae
Gene: nr6a1a
Product: nuclear receptor subfamily 6, group A, member 1a
Exons: 9
Coding region: 111-1478 (455 amino acids)
Biological process (GO): regulation of DNA-templated transcription
Molecular function (GO): zinc ion binding; sequence-specific DNA binding; DNA-binding transcription factor activity
Source: RefSeq, a predicted model, not a curated record